AAGUUCCGGCUGGAAGCGCUCCUGACUCCUCUCUAGCUCUUUUAUCGCACAGCCUUCUCCUAGUCUUGCUCGAGUUUUGCUUCCUCACCUUUAAAGGCUCUAAACAUUCCUUAAAUUCUCCUUGGUCACUUUUUUUUUUUUUUUAAUUAUUAUUAAAGCACCUUUAUGCUACGGGUCGCCAUUCGGGUCAAAGGCAAAGGCGGCGGGACCUGAAACUUCAUGCGGGGGCCAGCGCUAGGCGUUACCAUAGAGAGGAAGCCACCUCUCUGGGCUGAGAUUACAGUCUCUAUGGUUCAGCCUGGCCGGUGGCGGUAAGAGGACACAGGGAGACCUCUCUGCGCAGGCGCAUUUUGGUUUUUCAUUUUUUUUUUUUUUUUUUUUUUUUUUUUUUUUUUUAAUCCCCGCACCAAGCGCUUAACCUCAUUGGGGUGGAGGAGAAGGCGGUGGCUGUCCGGUCCGCAGCCGCAACAGUAGUGAAUAAUAGAACUAAUGGACUGCUGAAUUAUGAAGUAUUUCAGACCCAGUUGUAGAUCAUCACUCCGCCACGCUCUCCUUUAUUGCCUACUAGUUAUUUAAAUUGGACUUUUAAUAUCCUACCAGCUGCUCUUCAGACACACAUGGUGCAUUGCUGCCAUUCCCGGGAUUGCAUCUUUGAGACACACACUCUUAGGAGCCUUCAGCAAACAAAGAGGCCACCUCCCGGUACGGCUACCGGGAGGGAGUCAUCCUGACCGCCCUCUAGCCUUGGCCAGAUCUGGAUUUGAAUCCUACCAUGGAACCGCGAAUGGAGUCCUGUCUGGCCCAGGUGCUGCAGAAGGAUGUGGGAAAGCGGCUGCAGGUUGGCCAGGAACUCAUAGACUAUUUCUCAGACAAACAGAAGUCUGCUGACCUUGAGCAUGACCAGACCAUGUUAGAUAAGCUUGUGGAUGGACUCGCUACCUCUUGGGUGAACUCUAGCAAUUACAAGGUGGUUCUCUUGGGCAUGGACAUCCUGUCGGCACUGGUGACUAGGCUGCAGGACCGGUUCAAGGCGCAAAUCGGCACAGUGUUGCCAAGUCUAAUAGACAGACUGGGAGAUGCUAAAGACUCCGUGAGGGAGCAAGACCAAACCCUGCUGCUAAAGAUCAUGGAUCAAGCUGCUAAUCCCCAGUAUGUGUGGGACAGAAUGCUCGGAGGCUUCAAACACAAGAACUUCCGCACAAGAGAGGGCAUCUGCCUCUGCCUUAUUGCAACACUCAAUGCCUCUGGGGCCCAGACUCUAACACUAAGCAAGAUUGUGCCACAUAUAUGUAACCUACUGGGAGAUCCCAACAGCCAGGUUCGAGACGCAGCAAUAAACAGUCUGGUGGAGAUUUAUAGACAUGUAGGUGAACGUGUGAGGGCAGACCUCAGUAAGAAAGGACUGCCACAGUCCCGGUUGAAUGUCAUUUUUACAAAGUUUGAUGAAGUCCAAAAGUCUGGAAAUAUGAUACAGUCUGCAAAUGAAAAAAAUUUUGACGAUGAAGAUUCUGUGGAUGGCAACAGGCCUUCUUCUGCCAGCUCCUCAUCAUCCAAGGCUCCAUCAAGUUCCCGGAGGAAUGUUACCCUGGGGACCACCCGUAGGCUCAUGUCAUCCAGUCUUGGAUCUAAGUCUUCAGCUGCAAAAGAAGGAGCUGGUGCUGUGGAUGAAGAGGAUUUUAUUAAAGCCUUUGAUGAUGUACCUGUAGUGCAGAUUUACUCCAGCCGAGACCUCGAGGAAUCCAUAAACAAAAUCAGAGAAAUCCUGUCAGAUGACAAGCAUGACUGGGAGCAGAGAGUAAAUGCUCUAAAAAAGAUUAGAUCGUUACUCUUGGCUGGGGCUGCUGAGUACGAUAACUUCUUUCAACACUUGCGUCUUCUGGACGGGGCCUUUAAACUCUCUGCUAAGGACCUGCGGUCUCAGGUAGUGCGGGAAGCUUGUAUCACGUUGGGGCACCUGUCAUCAGUUCUGGGAAAUAAGUUUGAUCAUGGAGCCGAAGCCAUUAUGCCAACUAUCUUUAAUUUAAUCCCGAACAGUGCCAAAAUUAUGGCUACUUCUGGUGUUGUAGCUGUUAGGCUAAUCAUUCGGCACACCCACAUCCCUCGGCUGAUCCCUGUCAUAACCAGCAACUGUACCUCUAAGUCUGUCGCCGUCAGAAGGCGCUGUUUUGAAUUUUUAGAUUUGCUUUUACAAGAAUGGCAGACACAUUCACUAGAAAGACAUAUAUCAGUAUUAGCUGAAACAAUAAAGAAAGGAAUACACGAUGCUGAUUCUGAAGCAAGAAUAGAAGCCAGGAAAUGCUACUGGGGUUUCCACAGUCACUUCAGCCGAGAAGCAGAACACCUGUACCACACUUUGGAGUCCUCCUAUCAGAAGGCCCUACAGUCCCACUUGAAGAACUCGGACAGCAUCGUGUCUCUGCCCCAGUCAGACCGAUCCUCUUCCAGCUCUCAAGAGAGUCUCAACCGGCCUCUUUCAGCCAAAAGAAGUCCCACUGGCAGCACUGCAUCCAGAGGCUCUACAGUUAGUACAAAAUCCAUGUCGACGACAGGAUCUCUCCAGCGAUCUCGGAGUGAUAUUGAUGUGAACGCAGCAGCCAGUGCCAAAUCCAAAGUCUCCUCAUCCUCAGGAUCCACCGCCUUCAGCUCUGCAGCAGCAUUGCCUCCAGGGUCCUACGCAUCCUUAGAGUCCAGACACAUGAGGGAAGACUUGGAGUACGUAGGCCUGGAUGCAGGUCGGAUCCGCACGAGACGGCAGAGCUCGGGGAGCACCACCAAUGUUGCCUCCACACCCUCCGACAGUCGGGGCCGCAGUCGCGCCAAAGUGGUUUCACAGUCUCAGCGAUCCAGAUCUGCUAACCCUGCUGGUGCUGGCAGCCGGUCAAGUUCCCCUGGGAAGCUUUUGGGAAGUGGACUUGCUGGGGGUUCCUCCAGAGGCCCACCGGUAACACCAUCCUCAGAAAAACGAAGCAAGAUCCCCAGGAGUCAGGGAUGUAGCCGAGAAACAAGUCCUAACCGGAUUGGAUUAGCACGGAGCAGCCGUAUCCCCCGACCCAGCAUGAGUCAGGGGUGCAGCCGCGAUACCAGCCGUGAGAGCAGCCGCGAUACAAGCCCUGCUCGGGGCUUCACACCACUCGCCUCUCGACGUCAUUCCAGGUCCACUAGUGCUCUCUCCACUGCUGAAUCUGUUGGGCAGUCAGAUCGGUUUGGGCUGGGCCAGUCAGGACGAAUCCCUGGUUCUGUGAACGCCAUGCGCGUCUUGAGUACCAGCACUGACCUGGAAGCAGCAGUGGCCGACGCUCUGCUGUUAGGAGACGCCAGGAGCAAGAAGAAGCCUGUGAGAAGGAGAUACGAGCCCUAUGGAAUGUACUCUGAUGAUGACGCCAACAGUGAUGCCUCCAGCGUGUGCUCUGAGCGCUCAUAUGGCUCCAGGAAUGGUGGCAUUCCCCAUUAUCUGCGGCAGACUGAAGAUGUAGCAGAGGUUCUCAACCAUUGUGCCAGUUCCAACUGGUCAGAACGGAAAGAGGGGCUCCUAGGCCUGCAGAACUUACUGAAGAGCCAAAGAACACUGAGUCGAGUAGAAUUGAAGAGACUGUGUGAGAUUUUCACCCGAAUGUUUGCCGACCCUCACAGCAAGAUUGCUGAUUCAGAAGCAGAAUGUGAGGAUAAAGAAGGAAAUUUGUUUCCAUCAGAAGGCUCUUGUCCAAGAGUUUUCAGUAUGUUUUUGGAGACCCUCGUGGAUUUUAUAAUCAUUCAUAAGGAUGACUUGCAAGACUGGCUCUUCGUCCUUCUCACACAACUCCUUAAGAAAAUGGGAGCAGACUUACUUGGAUCUGUGCAAGCAAAAGUUCAGAAGGCUCUAGAUGUCACCAGGGAUUCCUUUCCAUUUGAUCAACAAUUUAACAUUUUGAUGAGAUUUAUUGUGGAUCAGACUCAAACUCCAAACCUCAAGGUCAAAGUGGCAAUCCUGAAAUACAUCGAAUCUCUAGCCAGACAGAUGGACCCCACAGAUUUUGUAAAUUCCAGUGAAACAAGACUUGCUGUUUCUAGGAUCAUAACAUGGACUACAGAACCAAAGAGUUCAGACGUGAGAAAGUCCCAGCGUCAGCGUAGUCGAGCAGGGGAGGAUGUCCCUGGUAGGUCAGUUCCCACCUGUUCUGGGCCUGGAGAAGGAAACUUGGAAGAAAGUUGUAAACAGGCAGCACAGAUUGUGCUCAUCUCUCUGUUUGAACUGAACACGCCUGAAUUUACCAUGUUACUUGGUGCCUUGCCAAAAACAUUCCAGGAUGGUGCCACCAAACUCCUGCAUAACCACCUCAAGAACUCCAGUAACACCGGUGUGGGAUCUCCAAGCAAUACAAUUGGCCGGACACCUUCCCGCCACCCCAGCAGCAGGACCAGCCCCCUGACCUCACCCACCAACUGUUCCCAUGGGGGACUAUCUCCAAGUCGGUUGUGGGGUUGGAGUGCCGACGGGCUAUCGAAGCCCCCACCUCCCUUUUCUCAGCCUAACUCCAUUCCCACCGCUCCCUCCCACAAGACUCUCAGGCGCUCUUACUCUCCCAGCAUGCUGGACUAUGAUACAGAGAACCUGAACUCUGAAGAAAUCUAUAGCUCUUUGCGUGGAGUUACAGAAGCCAUUGAAAAGUUCAGCUUCCGAAGCCAGGAGGAUCUAAAUGAGCCAAUCAAACGAGAUGGCAAGAAGGAUUGUGAUAUUGUUUCCCGAGAUGGGGGAGCAGCCUCACCUGCCACCGAGGGCCGGGGAGGUAGUGAGAUAGAAGGAGGCAGGAUGGCUUUGGACAACAAGACCUCCCUGCUCAACACGCAGCCUCCACGUGCCUUUCCGGGGCCAAGAGCACGGGAAUACAACCCGUAUCCCUACUCUGACACCAUCAACACCUAUGACAAGACGGCUCUGAAGGAAGCAGUGUUUGACGAUGACAUGGAGCAGCUCCGAGAUGUGCCCAUUGACCACUCGGACCUGGUGGCUGACUUGCUGAAAGAGCUAUCUAACCACAACGAGCGUGUGGAGGAGCGGAAGGGCGCACUGCUGGAGCUGCUCAAGAUCACCAGGGAGGACAGCCUGGGCGUGUGGGAGGAGCACUUCAAGACCAUCCUGCUGCUGCUGCUGGAAACUCUCGGAGACAAAGACCAUUCCAUUCGAGCUCUGGCACUGAGAGUUUUACGGGAGAUUCUGAGAAACCAGCCAGCAAGAUUCAAAAACUAUGCAGAACUGACGAUCAUGAAGACUCUGGAAGCCCACAAAGACUCCCACAAGGAGGUGGUGAGAGCGGCCGAGGAAGCUGCAUCCACGCUAGCCAGCUCAAUCCACCCAGAGCAGUGCAUCAAAGUGCUGUGUCCAAUCAUCCAGACAGCCGACUACCCCAUCAACCUGGCUGCUAUCAAGAUGCAGACAAAGGUGGUGGAGAGGAUCACCAAGGAGUCCUUGCUGCAGCUCCUCGUCGACAUCAUCCCCGGCCUGCUGCAGGGUUACGACAACACCGAGAGCAGUGUACGGAAAGCCAGUGUGUUUUGCUUAGUGGCAAUCUAUUCCGUAAUCGGAGAAGAUCUGAAACCUCACCUCGCACAGCUCACGGGGAGCAAGAUGAAGCUGCUGAACUUAUAUAUAAAGAGAGCCCAGACAACCAACAGCAACAGCAGCUCUUCCUCUGAUGUGUCCACACACAGCUAGUGGCCGUGCCAGUCUGUGCAGAACAUACAUUGGUGGUGCCUCUGAGAAGCUCCAUCAGCUGCCCAGUCCAUUCAAGGAGGCCGCACAUAAUUUAUUACAAUCAGUAUUUUGGUCCCUUCCAGCUUUUGUGUAGAAUUUUGCUGGUAUUGAAUGUAACGGAAGCAAGGCCUGGGGACUGAGAAAUGAAGAGCCAUACUUGCACGUGUCUGCACCACCUGCUGACAUCACCAAACCAUGGAGGGCACAGCUCUUAGAAUCCAGAGCUCUCUAGCCAGUGCUUGGUACACAGUAGCAUAUUUUUCAGUCCAUACAGACUUGGGGGUGGUUUGGGGUAUUGCUGUGUGUUCUUUAUGCUUAUGUUCUUAGAGUAUGGUCAGAUGGGACAAGACCCCCUCCUGCCUUCUACAUGACACGGAAAAAGGUUGUGUGUUCUUUAGGGUGUAUCUUAGAGUUCUCAAAGUGGAACUGCAGUCUGGGCCAGAAAAGGACAGCAACCUGGAGCUGGCCUCACAGCAAACACGAGGGGUUGGUUCUCGUGCAGAGGGAGCCAACUUCCCUGCCUUGGGAAUAGAAUCAGUAAUGCCACCAAAGUUCUCAUGGUUGCAUUAAAGAAAAGGUGACUGUAAAAUGCCAAGAUUGGAACCAGACUUAUAUUAUGUGUCCUGGGAAGCGCUGGCCAAACCUCUUGAAACAACUAAGGUAGAAUUUGGCUAAAUAGAUUUUAAAUAAAAUUCUUAAGCCAAAUGACAAUUCUUAAUGCAAUCAUGCAAACUUUCCUAGGCUUUCCUAGCCUUGGAUGUGGUGUCCUCCUGCCUCAGCCUCCCAUGUGCUGGGGUUACUGACAGGGGCCACGUGCCCAGCAAAAGCUUGUUUGCGGUGUUAGUUUUCGAAAAGCAUGUGCUCUUCUAGUGCAGAGCCCACUGUAACUACCAGGGCUGAGAGCAGAGGCUGAGCUGGCGAGUUCUCUAGCACUCUGCUUCUCUGACCCUCCAAAUGGUAAGAGUCAGGCAUGGUGGCACAUGCCUUUAAUCCCAGCACUCAACAGACAGAAGCAGGCAGAUCUCUGCAAGUUUGAGGACAGCCAGGGCUACCUAGUGAGACCCUGUCUAGAAAAACAAUCAAAAAGAGAUAGGGAGGUUGGAAAAAACCCAUGAGAAAUAGACACUGAAAAUGAAGGUUCCGUGUGUGUGUGUGUGUGUGUGUGUGUGUGUGUGUGUGUGUGUGUGUGUGUGUGAGACGAGUGGCUCACACAUCUAACUGUCCCACUGCUACUGUUCAGAGAACUCAGGGGUGCAUUUUAAGGGAUUUGCUAUUAUUGACAGACUUGGGCUCAGAACAUAGCAGGACCAGACCUUACUUUCUGUCUGUUAAGAGUUCAUCAAUGAGAAUCCUUCUCACCCUCCACUAGGCUCCCUCUGUGUUGUAGCCUUGUAGAUGUGCAACCUGGCCAGGUUACUUAGGGGAACUCCCAAGCCUAAUACAGUUAGAAAGGCCCUGCCCUGGCAUUCUUUGCCCCACUGUAACCGAACAGUUGCAGAACAUUACCUGAUAGCCUCACAGUACACACAAAGGGCUAGCCCCGAAUGUCCCAUGAAUGUCAAUCUGAGUAGAGAGAAUACAAUCAUUUCUGUCUCUUGGGCUCCACCUCAAGACUGCUGCCCGAAACGCUGAGGAGACUCGCAUGCCACCACCACCUCAUGGAGGGCGACAGAGCCCACUGCCGCUCUCUGAACCCUGACAGCUACAGCUGCCUUGCCUUGCCUCCACCUCCCCAAAGGACUCUAUUCAAAGCACCUAGACCCUGAAGGACUCUUCACAGCACCCAGAACUGUGUUUGCCUCCCCAUCUAUCUGACUAUCCAGGGCCUUGAAACCCCCUACCCUGGGGGACCGCUCAUCUGACUUCCUGCUUCCUGGCAAGCUGCCCCUCCCUCUGCUGGAUCGGCGCUCUCCAGGUGCAUCCCCGUGCUGUGCGGACCUGGUGCCCACAGAUGGCCUGGGUUCGCCUUACCUAUGGCUCACUACUAGCUUUCAACACAUGUGCAGGUAAUGCAACAGGUUUGUCUCCUACGUCUUCUAUUCUAUUCCUUUCUCUGCCACCCUUAUGGAAUCUCACACUUUAAGACAGCAAACUAGAACUUUAUAGACAGGACACUGCUAACAACGUUCGGAAGAGAGAAAUGCUCUGAAACAAUCGGCCACCAAGAUAGUUCACACGCAUGGUCCCUGCGCCCCCAGAUUGGGUGUUGUUUGUUUUGGGUUUUUUUGAGGCUUUUUCAUGUUACAUCCAUAUCUGUAUUUAUAUCUUAUUUGUUUCACUUCCCAAGUGUAUCAUGGCAAAUGUACAGAUUUUUUUUUGUUGUUGUUAAUAAUGUGCUAGGAUUUGCUAAAAAANAAAAUU
This is a messenger RNA of Mus caroli (Ryukyu mouse), 8089 nucleotides long. NCBI's taxonomy places the organism in Eukaryota, Metazoa, Chordata, Mammalia, Rodentia, Muridae. The record is from RefSeq and is a predicted model, not a curated record.